Molecule: messenger RNA, 1873 nt
Organism: Hibiscus syriacus
Lineage: Eukaryota; Viridiplantae; Streptophyta; Magnoliopsida; Malvales; Malvaceae
Product: leucine-rich repeat extensin-like protein 4
Exons: 1
Coding region: 111-1349 (412 amino acids)
Molecular function (GO): protein binding
Source: RefSeq, a predicted model, not a curated record
UCCCCACUCUGCCCUCUCUCAUCAAUACCAGCAGUAACAUUUUGUACAACCUGACAAGCAAACUACCAAUCACUGUAACCAUUCUUGGUGUCAUCAAGAAAAGAAAAAAAAUGGGGUGGAGUUGGCUCCUGGUUUUUAUCCUUUGGCAGAUGAUGACUCCAUCAGAAUCGGCGGCCAUUGCUGUGGGUGGUGGUGUUGGCAUUAAUAUUGGCGGUGGCGGCGGUGUUUGGGUUGGUGGAGGAAUCAACAACAACCCGACUCCAUCUGGCCCUUCAGCGUCAAAGCUCACCAGUGCUUACACUGCUCUCCAAGCUUGGAAAUCUGCCAUCACUGAUGAUCCAUUGGGUGUUUUGAAGACUUGGGAUGGCUUAGAUGUGUGUUCUUAUAAAGGGAUUUUUUGCUCAGAUCAACAAGGUGGAAUGGAUUCAUCAAAUGGACCGCCCGUGGUAGCCAUAGAUCUCAACCAUGCAAAUCUUCAAGGUACUCUAGUGAAGGAACUCUCAGUCUUUUCAGAUAUGUCAAUCUUCCAUCUCAACAGCAACAGGUUUUCAGGCACAAUCCCCGAUACUUUUAAAGACCUUUCAUCACUUCAAGAGUUAGAUCUCAGUGGCAACUAUUUCUCUGGUCCUUUUCCUAUGGUCACUUUAAAUAUGCCAAAUCUUGUUUAUUUGGACCUUAGGUUCAACACUUUCUCAGGAUCAAUCCCUGAAGGUCUUUUUAACAAGGGUCUUGAUGCCAUCUUCCUCAACAACAACCAGUUUGAAGGUGAACUUCCUUCAAACCUGGGGAACUCACCAGCCUCCGUGAUAAACUUGGCUAACAACAAAUUCAAUGGGAACAUACCAUCUAGUUUUGGGUUCAUGAGUUCUAAAUUGAAGGAGAUUUUGCUUUUGAAUAACCAGUUAACAGGCUGCAUCCCUCAAGAUGUUGGGAUGUUCUCAGAGAUGCAAGUAUUUGAUGUGAGCCGUAACUCACUCAUGGGUCAUUUGCCUGACUCCAUAUCUUGCUUGGGUGACAUUGAGGUUCUCAAUUUGGCACACAAUAAACUCUCUGGAGUGCUGCCUGACAUAGUUUGUUCUCUAAGGAGUCUUAUGAAUUUGACCGUUGCCUACAAUUUCUUCUCUGGGUUUGGCCAAGAAUGUUCCAAGUCUUUCUUUAGGGAUGUGGGUUUCGAUUACUCCGUGAAUUGCAUUCCAGGGAGAGACAUGCAGAGACCCCAACCUGAGUGCAGUUUUAUCCCUGGAAGUGGGUUGAGUUGCCUGAGAAUUCCUUCUCCACAGCCUCUGGUGUGUGGAGCAUUGAGUGGGAACUUGAAGCCUAAUCAAACCUCUUCAUCAUCAUCACCAUGAUUGUAUGUUGUUGGUGCCUGUCAAUUCUCCCAUUCAUUAAUAGCAAUUCAUUUGUUCAUGGAAUCAGUUGCAUCUUUCUAUUACUAUAUUGGUGUAGGAAGUAGGAACUAAAUCGAACCGAUGUCACGCAUGCCAGAAAGGUCCUUGUCCAGGGUCCAAAUCCCUUACUUAAUGCGCCAAUAAUGUAUGGUCCAACCAGAUAGUGCACACCCUCCUGACAGGAAGUCCUUGUUAGUAUUUAAUUAUAACUGGGUAAAUCCAUGUUGAAAGUUUGCCAGGUUUCGAACUUCGUUCCUUUGCUCAAUUCAUCUGGGUUUUUUAGUUCGAGCAAAUCUAAUGAGAAAUUCUUAUUCUCUGUAAGAUACCCCAACCGGGUUCCGUGAAAGGAAAUUGGCGUUGAAGCCUCAUUGCUAUCAUGCUACGGGUUUCAUUUGUAUCAAAUCACCCCUUCGCCGUGUUGGAUUCAAGAUUUUUCAUAUUUGCAUGGCGAUUCUUCUAUAUUACUCGAGAGCACAAUUGUAUCU